This is a messenger RNA of Aureococcus anophagefferens, 1893 nucleotides long. RefSeq lists its product as hypothetical. The coding region runs from base 1 to 1893 and encodes 630 amino acids. The record is from RefSeq and is a predicted model, not a curated record. NCBI's taxonomy places the organism in Eukaryota, Pelagophyceae, Pelagomonadales, Pelagomonadaceae. The transcript is spliced from 2 exons.
AUGUCGAUGCUGCCGCCGCUCCGGAGCGCCUACCCGGACUCGGGGAACCCGCCGCCGAUGCCGCCGAAGAAGGGCAACCGACGGAAGGUGCCCGUGCCGCCGUCCGAGGACGACGACGACCUGCACAGCUACCACGCGAGCCACCACAGCUACGUGCCGUCUCCCGAGCGCGUCGACGACCACAUGGACGAGGACCCCUACGGCGACGAUCUGUACAGCGUCGACCCCGGCGCGAAGCGGCCGCCGUCGGCGCCGCCGUCGGAGCACUUCGUGGACCCGCCGGACGUGACCAUCUCGUCGGGCGUCGCCAUGAAGGGCGAGCUGUCGUUUCCCAAGCUGCUCCGCGUCGAGGGGAGCUUCGUGGGCAGCCUCAAGGCCGGCGGCGACAUCGUGGUGGCGCCGACGGGGACGCUCGAGUCGGACAUCGACAACGACGGCGGCUACCUCCUCGUCGAGGGCAAGGUCAUCGGCAACGUGAGCGUGCGCCGCGUCCAGAUCUCGUCGUCGGGCCACAUCUUCGGCGACAUCACCUGCAACAGCUUCAUCAUCGCGCCGGGCGCGGUCGUCAUCGGCGCGUGCCAGGUCCGACCCGAGCCGCCGGAGAAGAACCUCGGCGCCCUCGCGCUGGCGCUCGCCGCGACGGCCGCCCGGGACCUCCCGGCGCCCAUGUCCGACUUCUACCUCGAGGGCCCGCUGGGCCACGAGUCGAACUUUAGCUACAUGAACACGGCGACGCUGGGCCCCGCGCCGCGGGCCGUCGUCGAGGCCCUGUCCGCCGCCGCGGCGGACAACGAGAAGAACCCGAACGUCGACGUCUACGAGUACUUCAAGAUCGGCGCGGAGCUCGUGCGCCACAAGGCCGCCAAGUUCCUCGGCUGCUCCGACGCGGAGGUGCUCCUCACGCCGUCGACGACCUUCGGCCUCAACACCGUCGGCGACGGCCUCAUCGCGUCGGGCUUCGUCGGCGCCGGGGACCGCGUCCUGACGACGGACCAGGAGCACUACGGCGCGACGAACGUCUGGCGGACGCGCGCGAACGCGACGGGCUUUUCCAUCGACGAGGUGGCCGUCCCGCUCUUCAACGCGACGGCCGCCGGGGUCCUCGCGGCCUUCGAGGCGAAGCUCAACGCCACGACCUACAAGGUCGUCGCCGUCGCGCACGUGCUCACGACGACGGGCUUCAAGCUGCCCCUCUCCGAGCUCGCGGACCUCGUCCACGCUCGGGGCGGGCUGCUCGUCGUCGACGGCGCCCAGGCGCCCGGCGGCCUCGACGUCGACUUUUCCAAGACGGGCGCCGACGCCUACGCGACGUCGAGCCACAAGUGGGGGCUCGGGCCCAAGGGCAGCGGGCUCCUCUGCGUCAAGGAGUCCGCACAGCCCAAGGUCCAGGCGACCUACCUCGCGGGCGGCUACGGCCGCGACAUCGGCGCCCUGCCGGACGCCUACGGCGUCAAGACGUCGAGCUCGGGCACGGUGCCGCCGGCGAUCAUCGCGGGCCAGGGCGCGGCGUUCGACUAUUUGGCGGACUUUGGGAUGGCCGACGUCGAGCAGCACAACAUGGGGCUCCGGGCCCGGGCCGCCGCGGCGUUUUCGGCGAUGGGGUGCGCGCCGCUGGGCGCGCUCGACCCGGCCGCGGACUCGGCGCCCAUCCUCACCAUCGCGCUGCCGGACUCGCACGACGCGACGUGGACCUACCGCAAGCUCUGGCUCGAGUACGGCAUCUUCGUCAAGUCGACGGGCGCGGCGUCCUACCCGACGGAGUGGCCGCCGGGCGCGCCGCAGCAGGCGAUCCGCUUCUCCUUCCACGUCUACAACACGGAGACCGACGUCGACAGGCUCGUCGCCGCCGUCGCGAAGAUUCUGGGCGACGCGACCGUGGCCCUGACCGUCUAA